AUGGGAGUCCCUCGGCAGAAAAGCACUGACCCGGGGGCAGACGAUGACUCUGACCGGGACUCUGGUGUCGGGGGAGAGGCUGGAGAAGACGAUGACACGUGCAGUGGAAGUUCAGCGCCAGACAAUGAAGAUCUACAAGAUGUCAACGUUCUGGAGGGCGAGUUCACGGUCUUUGUGUCAUUUAAAGGGAAUAUGGAGGAUGAAGACUUCACCCAGAAACUGGACAGUAUCCUCAGUGGAAUCCCAGAAGUGCUGGACAUGGAUACAGAACGGCUGCAGCCGCAUCAUGUUGAACCAUGGAACAGCGUUCGAGUCACCUUCAACAUUCCUCGUGAGGCGGCUGAGCGGCUCAGGCUCUUGGCUCAAAACAACCAGCAGCAGCUUAGAGACCUGGGGAUUCUUUCUGUGCAAAUUGAAGGGGAAGGCGCAAUUAAUGUUGUACCAGUACAGAACAGAGGACAAGUAAAUGGACCAAUAGGAGGACAAAGUCAGAUGAGGAUGGAUGUUGGGUUUCCAGGCCAACCCGGUCCUGGUGGGGUAAGAAUGGCUAAUCCAUCCAUGGUUCCCCCUGGACCGGGAAUGCCAGGACAGGCUAUGAUACCUGGCAGCAGUGGACAGAUGCAUCCUCGUGUUCAAAGACCACCCUCUCAGACAGAUAUGAUGGAUCCAAUGAUGUCAGGCAUGUCAAUGCAGCCUCAGCAGCAACUUCAGCACCAACAGUCUGGGCCCCUGGUUUCAGGCUCCAUGACUCCUCAAGCUGCUCACCACAUGCAGGCUCUGCAGGCGGGCAGACCACUGAACCCUGCAGCACUGCAGCAGCUCCAACAGCAGCACCACCACCAACAGCAACAACAACAGCAGCAGCAGCAACAGGCCCAACAGCUGGCACAGCUCGGUCCCAGACCACCAUUCAACCCAUCGGGGCAAAUGGCAAUGCCUCCUGGCUGGAAUCAAAUGCCUCAAAAUGCCCAAGGUGGGCCUGCCUGGAGAAAGCCUCCGCCACAAGGUCAAAUGAUGCAGCGUCCACCUUCACUUGGUUCAGUCCAGACCCCAAGUCACCCUCCACCACCUUACCCUUUUGGCAGCCAACAAGCUGGCCAAGUGUUUAAUACCAUGGGUCAAGCUCAGCUGCAGCAGCAACAGCAGCAGCAGACUGGAAUGAACCAGUUUGCUGCACCUCAGCCGAAAGGUCCACAAGGGGGACCUGGUGGGGUCAUCGGACAACCUCGCCCACCUCCACCCAUGCCCGUAACAUCAGGGCCACAGGGCAAUCUCACUGCUAAAUCUCCUGGUUCCUCCUCAUCACCGUUCCAGCAGGGCUCACCUGGUACUCCCCCGAUGAUGGUUCAAAGACCCACAACUCCUCAAGGAUUCCCUCAAGGUGUUGGCUCCCCCGGCCGUGCGGCUCUCGGUCAACAGCCUGGAAUGCAGCAAGGAUUCAUGGGUUUACAACAAGGCCAGGUCCAUCCAGGAAUGGCUAAACGUCCAAUGGGGUUCCCCAACCCAAAUUUUGUCCAGGGUCAGGUGAGUGUUAAUGCACCAGGAACCCCAAUGGGAGGAGUCAAUCAACAGUUACAACCUAACCAGGCACUUGCGCAUACAGGGGCUCAACCAUCUGUUUCAACACCAAACUCAGUUCAGGGACAUCCUCAUUCACAGCCUAAUGUGAUGGGUGUCCAAAGCAGCAUGGCGGGGCCUCCACCAGGGACCACUACUGGUCCUCAAAUGAUGGGCCUCCAGCAUCAGGCCCAGCCUGUGUCUUCCUCCCCCAGCCAGAUGGCUCAAGCACAGGGUGGAGGUCAGACUGUCCUCUCCAGACCGCUGACUCAAGGACAGAGAGGUGGAAUGACCCCACCCAAGCAACUGAUGCCUCAGCAAGGCCAGGGGGUGAUGCAUGGGCAGGGUCAGAUGGUUGGAGGCCAAGGGCACCAAGCCAUGCUCCUUCAGCAGCAGCAACAGCAACAGCAGCAGCAGCAGCAGCAGCAACAACAACAGCAACAACAGCAGCAGCAACAAAACCCUAUGAUGGAGCAAAUGGUUGCAAACCAAAUGCAGGUGAACAAACAGCCGUUUGGAGGGAAGAUGCCCCCUGGGGUGAUGCCUGGCCAGAUGAUGCGUGGACCUUCUCCAAAUAUCCAAGGAAACAUGUCUCAGUUCCAGGCCCAGGUUCAGCAGAUGACUCCACAGCAGCAGCAACAACUUGCUCAGCUUCAGCAACAGCAACUUCAACAACAGCAUCAGUUGCAACAACAUCAACUGCAGCAGCAGCAGCAGCAUGCCCAGAUGAACCAGCAAGGACAAGUGCCCAUGCCAGGAAACCCUAAUCAGGUGAUGACAAUGCAUGGGCAACAAAUGAGGCUUCCUGCAGGUCACCCCCUCAUUCAGCAACAGCUCCAGCAGCUGCAGCAGCAGAAACAGCAGCAGCAGCAACAGCAGCAACAGCAACAGCAACAGCAGCAGCAAGCAAUGUUACAACAACAAGCUGCUCAGCAACAUCCUCAUCCCAUGGGAGAUCCCUCCGGUGCCGCUGGAGACAUGAGCGUGCAGCAAAUAGUGCCGGAUCUACAGGCGCAGCAGCAGCAGCAAGGCAUCAUGGGAGCCCCACAGCACAUGCAAAUGGGAAAUGGACAUUUUCAAGGCCACGGCAUGAACUUUAACCCGCAGUUUGCUGGUCAAAUGCAGAUGGGCGGCCCUUGUGGACAGGCAGCUAACUUUGCAGGAAACAAAGAUGUGACUUUGACGAGCCCUUUGCUGGUCAAUUUGCUGCAGAGCGAUAUCUCAGCGAGUCAGUUUGGACCAGGGGGAAAGCAGGGAGCCGGGGGAGCGAAUCAGGCCAAACCUAAAAAGAAGAAACCACCUAGAAAGAAGAAGUCCAAAGAAGGUGAAGGUCAACCAGGAGAUGGACUUGGUCUUGAAGCUGGACUGGAAGAUUCAGAACUUGGUGAUCAGGGUCUGGGCUUGGAUAGCCCAGUAACUAAAAUCCCAGAAUUUCCUAAUAGACCCACAGGUUUUCCUGGACAGUCAGGAGAUCAGAGGGUGCUGCAGCAGGUGCCAAUGCAGUUCAUGCAGCAGCAGCAGCAGCAGCAGUUGCAGCACAUGCAGCAACAGCAGCUCCAACAUUUGCAGCAACAGCAACAGCAGAUGCAUCAGAUGCAAGGGAUGAGUGGCCCACAAUCUGGAAUGUCUCAACAGCAAGGAAUGACAGGGUCCCAGCCCGGGAUGCCUCAACAGGGAAUCCCGGGGCAACAACAAGGAAUGACAGGACCUCAGCCUGGAAUGCCACAACAGGGAAUACCGGUGCAACAGCCAGGGAUGCCUGGAGCGCAGUCGCUCAUGCUCCAACAGGGAAUGCCAGGGCAGCAGCAGGUGAUGACCAACGCACAGUCCGGAAUAACGGGGCCACAGCCUGGAAUGAGUGGGCAGCAACAAGGAAUGCAAGGGCCACAACAGGUCAUGCCCGGCCAACAGCAGGGGAUGGCCGCGCAGCAGCAGGGAAUGAUCGGCCUUCAUCAGGGACAACAAACGCCAGGUCAACCGCAGAUGCAUCAACCACAGAUGCAUCAAGUUCAGCAGCAACAACAAGCUCAACAAUCACAUUUACAACAACAACAACAGAUGUUAAUGAUGAUGAAGAUGCAGCAGGAACAGGCUAAGAACCGGAUGGCAAUGCCUCCAGGGAGCCACCUUCCCCCUCGUGGCAUGGCCAACUCACCAGAGGUACAGAGGCUUCCUGUCUCUCAACAAGGCAACAUGCCAGUGAUGAUCAGCCUCCAGGGCCCUGGGAGUGUGCCGCCUUCACCAGACAAGGCCAGGAUGCCCAUGAUGGUCAAUCCACAACUUACGGGCCCGCCGAGGAGAAUGUCCCACCCAGAUGGAGGACAAGGACAACCUGCGCCUCCAGAGGACACUUCCGCUUUAGCACAACCUAAGCAGGACCGACCCCCUGGCCCUGAAAUACAAGGGCAACCAUCAAAUGGAGCCCAGCAGAUCAUGGGAAACCAAGGAUCUAAUGCUCACAUGAUGAAGCAAGGCCAAUCACCCAUGCCACAACAUCCUGGAGCCAAUCCACAGCAACCGCUGCCUAAUCAGCCUCAGCAAGCAGGCGCAAUGACAAAUCUUCACUUCCCAAAUGUCUCCACAACUUCCCAAAGUUCAAGACCCAAAACGCCAAAUAGAGCCAGUCCCAGACCCUACCAUCCCCUCACACCUACCAAUCGUCCUCCCAGUACAGAGCCCAAUGAAAUAAACUUGUCCCCAGAAAGACUGAAUGCUUCAAUUGCAGGACUUUUUCCUCCAAAAAUCAACAUUCCCUUGCCUCCUCGGCAGCCCAAUUUGAACCGGGGAUUUGACCAACAAGGUCUUAAUCCAACCACACUCAAAGCCAUUGGACAGGCUCCUCCCAGUUUAGCGCUCCCUGGAAAUAGCAAUAGUGGGGGUGUUGGCGGAAAUGCCCCUAACAGUAGUCACCAGACUUACCCCUCAUCCACUGGUGCAGGCACAGCAGGUGCUAAACAAGACAAGCAGUCUGGGGCACCAGGCAAAAGAGCCAGUCCCAGCAACAGCCGAAGAUCCAGUCCAGCAUCAAGUCGUAAAUCUGCCACUCCGAGUCCAGGAAGGCAAAAGGGGACAAAGGUUGUAUGCUCACCUCACCAGCAGCAACAGCUUGUUAAUCCACAGGGGCAAAUGAUGAUGAUGAGCUCCUCUUCGGUACCUUUAAAUCCUGGUGGUCUGCCCUCGCAAGGAGCAGGGGGCAUGGAGGCUCCGCAAACACAGUCACCUUUCAGUGUGGUUCAGGGUAAUAACGACAAUCUCGGCGAUCCCACACAAAGGCCAAGUCCUCCUCUGCAGCAGCCUUCCCCGCAUCCGAUCCCCCCAGUGUCCUCGCCGUUUCAACCGCCCAUGUCGUCUCCGCCCGCUUCCUCGAGCCCGGGAGCAAUAACCGUUGUGCGAAAGAAUUCUGUCUCUCCCCAAGCGUCAGUAGCUGGAGAUAGGCAGUCAUACAUCGUCACAACGCAAGCAUUAAACCUUCCGACCAGCUCGUCCCUGCAAAUGGAAGCUCCCAGAACCACACACCAGCUCAACCAAGCUUCUGUCGUCGCAUCUCAAGACGCCUUGGCAAAUGUGACAACCGCUGCUCCCAUGCUUUCCACAGUCACAACUGCACACAAUUCGUUGCCGUCCGUGGUGUCCAUCGCGGCCACUUCAGGAUCUGAGGGUAGCCCUGGCGUCACAUCAACGGCUAACGUCAGCACCAACCAGGCCGAGCCACCGACGGAGCACCACUCCUCAACGCGUAGUGACAACAGCCAGACAAGCACAGCAACCUCAGAAGACCCGACACAAACAAGAGAAACGCUCGGGGAAGAAGUUUCCACUGGUCCGGAACAGGGAUGGGCAAAGAAAAGAAAGACGCCCAUCAACUUAGUUCCAAGAGCGGCUGCUGUAGAGAAGCCAAAAGGGCCCAGCAGGAGGAGCUCGCGAGCAGAGAAGGAGACCGAAGAAGAACCGAUUGUGGACAGUGGCAUUCGGAAACGAUCGGCAAGACCAGCUACAAGCACUGCUGUAAAAGGUUGGACUAAUACAAAGACUGGAGCGAGUCCGACCCAGGCCAAAAGAAGGAAGUCUAAAUAG
Molecule: messenger RNA, 5631 nt
Organism: Knipowitschia caucasica
Lineage: Eukaryota; Metazoa; Chordata; Actinopteri; Gobiiformes; Gobiidae
Source: the annotation of a GenBank genome assembly